This is a messenger RNA of Racocetra fulgida, 256 nucleotides long. The record is from the annotation of a GenBank genome assembly. NCBI's taxonomy places the organism in Eukaryota, Fungi, Glomeromycota, Glomeromycetes, Diversisporales, Gigasporaceae.
GACAACAUUCAACUUACUGAAGGACAGAAGAACUCGACAAUGAAAAUUACUGAACCUAAAACUCCAUACAUUCAUUACAAUCAAGAAACUGAUGAAAUUAUGACUGAUCUUCAAACUAUUCCAGGUCUCGUUUUGGAAUCUAGUAGAGUAUCUCCCCCAGCGGGAUCUCUUUCAUCCGUUUCACCAACAUCAGCACAUUUUCCUGAUUCAAUAAAGGACGAUUGGGAAUCCGAAAGCUCAGAAGAAGAUGAAGAAA